Tricharina praecox is the source of this 763-nucleotide messenger RNA. RefSeq names its product adenylyl-sulfate kinase. Lineage: Eukaryota; Fungi; Ascomycota; Pezizomycetes; Pezizales; Pyronemataceae. Gene Ontology annotation, molecular function: ATP binding; adenylylsulfate kinase activity. Gene Ontology annotation, biological process: sulfate assimilation. The record is from RefSeq and is a predicted model, not a curated record. The coding region runs from base 203 to 685 and encodes 160 amino acids. The transcript has a single exon.
AAACAUUACCUGGCACGAAGGCCUUACGCGCGCUGAGCGCAACACCUUCAAUGGCCAGCAAGGGCUGACGCUAUGGCUGACUGGCCUGUCGGCCUCGGGCAAGUCUACCGUUGCCACAGCGCUGGAGCAACACCUCCUCCACAACGGAGUCACCGCCUACCGCCUUGACGGUAUGUACUCAGCUUUCCCUGCCUGCAAUUGAAUGCAACUAACCCAAACCUUCUUCCACCCACAAGGCGACAACGUUCGUUUCGGCCUGAACAAGGACUUGGGCUUCUCCGAGGCGGACCGCAACGAGAACAUCCGACGAAUCGCAGAGGUGUCCAAGCUGUUCGCCGACGCCUCGACCGUCGCAAUCACCUCCUUCAUCUCGCCCUACAUCGCCGACCGCGCAUCCGCCCGCGCCUUACACGAGAGCGCCAACCCUCCCAUCCCCUUCAUCGAGGUUCACAUCGACAUCCCGAUCGAGGUGGCCGAACAGCGCGACCCCAAGGGCCUGUACAAGAAGGCGCGCCAGGGCAUCAUCAAGGACUUCACUGGCAUCUCGGCCCCGUACGAGGCUCCCGAGAACCCCGAGAUCAAGAUCCGCACCGAUCAGGUUAGCGUCGAGGACGCCGUCAAGAUCAUUGUCGACUACCUCGAGGAGAAAGGCCUGGUAAAAUUGGCCAAGAAGGCUGAGGCAUAGACGUUCCGUCCGUGUUGGUGGUGCUGAGUGUGUUGAUUUGUUUUGUUUUUUUGUUGUCACACGUGUGUGUGUGUGGGG